Fusarium subglutinans is the source of this 777-nucleotide messenger RNA. RefSeq lists its product as uncharacterized. The record is from RefSeq and is a predicted model, not a curated record. Lineage: Eukaryota; Fungi; Ascomycota; Sordariomycetes; Hypocreales; Nectriaceae. The transcript is spliced from 3 exons. Bases 1 to 777 code for a protein of 258 amino acids.
AUGACUGGCAGCAUGGAUACCGAAAGUGUCAUGAAGCAGCUUCAGGCUAUGGAAGCCAAGAUCGAAAAGCUUACAGCUGAGGCUGAUGUGCGAAAGCUGCAGCAUAUCUACGGAUAUUACCUUGACAAGUGUCUUUACAAAGAGGUGGUGGACCUGUUCUCAGACUCACCAGAUGCAUACGUGCAGUUUCUGAAUGGCCGCUUCAGAGGUAAAGACUCAAUCCGUCGGCUGUUCAUCGACAGAUGGUCCAAUUACUUUGUCGGCGGCCGCAACGGCCCCAUCCACGGCUGGCUUCUAGACCACUUCAUCGGCCAAGACGUCGUAGAUUUCCAGCCCGGAACAAACACCGCCAAAUACCGCGGCAGAACCCUCAUGAGCGCCGGCACCCACAAGACCCUAUCCCCCGAAUACCCAGGCGGCCAACGUCAAUGGUGGGAGGGCGGCGUCUACGAGAACGAGUACAUCAAGGAGAACGGGGUGUGGAAGAUCUUCCGGCUGCGGUAUCAUCCCUUCUGGCAUGGAAGUGUUGAGAAGGGUUGGCAGGAUGCUGAUAAGUUUGUGCCCUUGUUUAAGGAGACGUAUCCGGCGAAUCCGCAGGGACCGGAUGAGCUUUGGGAGGGGGGUGAUUUGUGGCCUGAUACGAGGGUUGUGCCGUUUCAUUAUGUGCAUCCUGUUACGGGGAAGCAGGUGGCGGAUGAGGAUUUGCAGGCGCCUAAGUGGAGGGAACCGGCGACUAGUGCGCCGCCUGCGAGAGUGAUUGAUGACUGGACUGUUUGA